UGUGUGUGGUCCUUGUAUUAGAUGUUUAGCUGCAUCCCUGGCUGUAUCUCUGAAAUCAUCCUUUAUCCUGGGUCUUAUUGAGCCAGAGCGUCUGCAGGCUUUGCCAGCUGACACCUGUGGGGCAAAUUGCCGCUGCUUUUCUCUCUCAAGUUGAGAAUCUUUACCUGCGUCACAUUUUCACAGAGCCUCUAUUAAGCAGCUGCGCAUGUCUCAGUCACUGCGGAGACUCAAGUGCCCAAAGGGACGCCAGUUCCUUCAAGACUGUAAAUUGGAUUCCUGGAGGCCUUGGUAGUUUGCUGUGCAUAGAUAGUGCCUGUUGGCAGAUCACACAUACUCAGAUAGUCUAAAGAGGACUGGAUUCCUGCUGGUAACACAGUGCAAGCUUUAGUGCCCUCAGACCUCAUGGCAGCCAUGUCCCAAGACCCUCCAGCUGUGACUUCAAGUGAACAAAGCGGGGUCCCUAGCGUGGAUACUUCUAGGGUCCAAGAAAGGCUCUUAAGAGGAUAUGCAGAUGACCUAGAUUCUUUCAGGCAGAAGUUUAGGUGGUUUUGUUACUCACAAGAAGAAGGACCCAGAAAAACCCUGAAUCAACUCUGGGAACUCUGCAAGCAGUGGCUGAGACCAGAUAUUCACACCAAAGAGCAGAUCUUAGAGCUAUUAGUGUUUGAGCAGUUCCUGAGGGUUUUGCCUGGAGAGACGAGAAUUUGGGUGAAUUCUCAGCAUCCUGAGAAUAGUGUGAAGGCAGUAAGCCUGGUAGAAGAUUUGAACCAAGCACUUGAAGAAAGGGAAGAUCGUAGCACUCAAGAUUCUGCUGUUUGCAAAGUGGAGGAUUUGGGAGAAGAGGCGAUGGUGGUUGUUCCUCCACAUCUGGAACCACGUGAGCCUAUAACAUUUGAGGAUGUGUCUGUGAACUUCACCAGAGGAGAAUGGAAGAUGCUGGAGCCGUCUCAAAGGGAGCUGUAUAAGGAAGUGCUACUGGAAAACUUAAGGAACCUAGAAUUUUUGGGCCUUCCAGUUUCCAAAAUUGAUUUGAUUUCUCAGCUGAAGUGGGUUAAGUUGCCAAGGGCUCUAGAAAAAGAAAUCUCAAAAGGUCCCAGACCAGAGAGUGAAUCUAGAAGUGAAUUGGAUGUUUUUAUGGAAGACUUCACUUUAGAGAAAACAGUAGACUACUGCUUCAGUGAUGAUGGUUAUGGCUUGAAAGCAGAAUUCCAGAAACGACAUGGCAAAUCCAAGAAAGAUCAUAGCAAGCAGAGUAGCCAUGAGAGAAAAGAUUCUGACUUAAAAGAGACUCCCUCUGGAAAGAAUUUGAAACAAACUUCAGACACAGUCAAACAUCGGAGAACCUGCUUAUCAAAGAAGACUUACAGGUCUAAGGAAGGCAAGAAACCCUUCAUCUUUCAUUCAGAUCUUGUGAGCCGCAAAGAACACAAUAUAGAAAAGUCAAAGAAAUUUGGUGGAAAUGAGAAAGAUUCACGUCACUCUUCAUCUCUUACUGCACAUAAGAGAAAUCCGAGAAUUGGUUCACUCAGUAAGACCCAGAAGUGUAGUAAGUGUGGAGUAGCCUUUACUCAAAGCUCAUGGUAUUGUAGUAAAAGCUCUCAAUGUGAAAAGUGCCGGAAGAAUUUACUUCAAGGUGAAACCUCAAAUAAAGAAAAAGAACCUGAAGUUGAAGAGCCCAGUAAGUGCAGGAAAUGUGGAAAAUCCCUUGACAGUAGUUCACAACACUCUGUGUGUAUGGAAUGUAGAAAAAAAGCUCACAAAGCUAGUUCAUCAUCUAAACCACAUAAAAAAACUGACAAAAAUGGAAAGCCUUACAAGUGUGAUGAAUGUGGAAAAACUUUUGCUGGUUCACAAGCUAUUGAUAAGCAUCGAAGAACUCAUACUGGAGAAAAGCCCUAUGAGUGUAAACACUGUGGGAGAUCCUUCAGUGACAGCUCAUCAUUUUAUCAACACCAGAGAAUUCACACUGGAGAGAAACCAUAUAAGUGUAAUGAGUGUGGGAAAUCCUUCACUCAUAGCUCCUCUCUUUCGAAACAUCAGAGGAUACACACUGGAGAGAAGCCCUAUAAAUGUAAUGACUGUGGAAAAGCCUUCAGACAGAAUUCUUGCCUUACCCGACAUCUGAGAACCCACACUGGAGAAAAACCAUAUGUUUGUAAGGAUUGUGGAUCAUCUUUUAGCCUUUUUAGUACUAUCAUCUAUCAUCAAAGACUUCAUGCAGGAGAAAAACCCUACAAAUGUACCCACUGUGAUAAAGCCUUCCCUACUCAUUCCCGCCUCGGUCGUCAUUUAAGAUGUCACACUGGUGCAAAACCAUACAAAUGUAAUGAAUGUGGGAAAACUUUCAGACAGAGUUCAUCUCUUAAUUUACAUCUCCGAAGUCAUACUGGAGAGAAACCCUACAAAUGUGAUUAUUGUGGAGCAACCUUUACUCGGAGCACAAUUCUUAUUGAACAUGUAAAAACUCAUACUAUGUAUGAGUGUAAAAAAUGUGGUAAGAAAUCUAAAAGUCGGGCAGCCAGUCUUAAACAUCACUGUACCGAGUAAUUCUGGGAAAGUAGUAAAUGGAGGGGAAAUUAAUUCCAAUUGUGCCCUUAUUUUAAAACUUGACAUGUAAACUACCCAGAGCAUUGAUUAGAAACUUCAACUUCAAUGGGUUAACAACUAGGAAUAGCCUUUUUUCCCCUUUGGUCUCUCUUCUUGAGGGUGGUCAAUUUUGACUAGAGUUGGUAAAGUUAUGUUGACAUGAAGAAAGCAUAUAAAGUGAAAUGAUUCUGAAGACAAACUUAAGUUUGAAAGACUUUCUUCAAGGAUUUCUCUUUGACUUCCUUUCCAUGACCAUGCAGUAUAAUGGAAAAGAACAUGACUGAACUCUAAUAACUUAGGCUAUAUCCCAGAUGGCCAAUCAACCACUAUGUCAUUCUAAACAAGUCAUUUGAAUCUUCUGAAUAUUAGUUUCUUUACUAGUAGAGUGAAGAGAUAACAUUAAUGAUUUCUAGGUUUUCUAUUUAGCUGAUAUUCUGAUAUUGCAGAAGAUAAUUUGAACAUGUUUGAUUUGUUGGAA
Molecule: messenger RNA, 3064 nt
Organism: Phodopus roborovskii (desert hamster)
Lineage: Eukaryota; Metazoa; Chordata; Mammalia; Rodentia; Cricetidae
Gene: Znf483
Product: zinc finger protein 483
Exons: 6
Coding region: 403-2547 (714 amino acids)
Biological process (GO): negative regulation of transcription by RNA polymerase II
Molecular function (GO): DNA-binding transcription repressor activity, RNA polymerase II-specific
Source: RefSeq, a predicted model, not a curated record